Episyrphus balteatus (marmalade hoverfly) is the source of this 2927-nucleotide messenger RNA. It is a transcript of the gene hpo, whose product is annotated as serine/threonine-protein kinase hippo. Gene Ontology annotation, molecular function: ATP binding; protein serine/threonine kinase activity. The record is from RefSeq and is a predicted model, not a curated record. Lineage: Eukaryota; Metazoa; Arthropoda; Insecta; Diptera; Syrphidae. The coding region runs from base 794 to 2599 and encodes 601 amino acids. Gene Ontology annotation, biological process: protein tetramerization; protein phosphorylation; intracellular signal transduction. Gene Ontology annotation, cellular component: cytoplasm. The transcript has a single exon.
CCCGACGAAACCGAUGGAAGUUUUUCAACAGCACACACACAGUAGUUGUGUUCUUCUUCGAUUAAAAUUCUUAAUUUUUAUCUCAUUAUUAUAAUAUAUUUUUCUCUUGAUUUCCUGUAUGUGUGUUUAAAAUUUUGUUCUAUUAUUAAAAAGAACAAAAAUAAUAAGUUUAUUAUAAAAUCAUUCAAAAGAAACAUAAACACCAAGAACAAAAACAAAAAAAAAGUGCUAUAUAACUUCUCUCAAUUAUCAAGAAAAUUCUAUCUCUAUUAUAUUUUUGUUCUCAAAAAAUAAGAAGAAAAAAAAAAAAAAAACUCAAAAUGAAAUAAGAAAGCAAAAACAACUACAAAAAAAAAAGAAAAAGAGUUUUUUGACAUUCAUUGUUUCAUUGAGACCAGACCGAAACCGACGAGACCACAAAAAGAAUCAAAAGAACCAAGAAACAAAAAAAAAAGCCAAAAAAAAAGGAGAAGUAAAAAAACACCGCCACUGUCUUCGUCCGCCGUUGUCAAAAAUCUUCUCUCACCUCACAUCUCUCCACUCGACUCGAUCACAUUUUUACUCUAAAAAUAAUUAAAUUUUUUUAUACAUCUUUCAUUUUUCUCUUAUUUUCUUCUUCUAUUUUAUAACAUACUAAACUACAACUAUGUUCUAUAUAUAGUCUCCAUUUCUACACAUAAAUAAUAUAUUAUAAUUAUCAUCUCUCAAAAAUAUUCACACACUAAUCUUUAUUUUUUUUGUAAAUCACUCAAAAAUACAAAUAAACAAAAAAAAAAAAAAAAGAGUUAAAAUAAUGUCUUCCAAAAGCGAACUAAAAAAACUCUCCGAAGAGAGUCUCCUUCAACCGCCCGAAAAAGUUUUCGACAUAAUCUGCAAAUUGGGCGAAGGAAGUUAUGGUUCCGUUUACAAAGCUCUACACAAAGAGAGCAGCUCAAUUGUGGCCAUAAAGCUAGUGCCCGUGGAAUCAGAUCUCCAUGAAAUUAUAAAAGAAAUCUCAAUCAUGCAACAAUGUGAUUCACCUUAUGUAGUUCGAUAUUAUGGAAGUUAUUUCAAACAAUAUGAUUUAUGGAUUUGUAUGGAAUAUUGUGGGGCUGGAAGUGUCUCCGAUAUAAUGCGUCUGAGAAAGAAGACGCUGUCUGAGGAUGAGAUUGCCACAAUUCUCAGUGACACUUUAAAAGGUUUAGAGUAUUUGCAUUUGAGAAGAAAAAUUCAUAGGGAUAUUAAAGCGGGGAAUAUAUUGCUCAAUACAGAAGGUUAUGCUAAAUUGGCAGACUUUGGGGUAGCUGGUCAGUUGACAGACACAAUGGCCAAGAGAAAUACAGUAAUUGGGACUCCUUUUUGGAUGGCUCCCGAGGUUAUUGAAGAAAUCGGCUACGAUUGUGUAGCUGAUAUAUGGUCAUUGGGUAUAACAGCUCUUGAAAUGGCUGAGGGAAAACCUCCUUACGGCGACAUUCAUCCAAUGAGAGCUAUAUUUAUGAUUCCCCAAAAACCUCCACCAUCAUUUAGAGAGCCAGAUCGUUGGAGUACAGAGUUUAUUGACUUUGCGACUGUUUGUUUGGUUAAAAAUCCCGAGGAGAGAGCUACAGCGACAGAUUUACUCAAACAUGAGUAUAUUCAAAAUGCCAAAAACCGAGCCAUCCUCAAGCAGAUGAUUGAAGAGGCUUGUGAUGUGCGAGAGAAUCAGAGAAUAAGCCGGCCGGCGGGUAUGAGUCAGGCCAAGAGUCUAUUGACUCAGCAGGACGAGGAGGAUGAGGAACAGGCGGCGAUUAAUUCGGCGACAAUCAAGGAGUUUCCUGAGGAUGCUGGGACUUUGGUGCCGGGUGGGAAGAAUGACCCGAGACCAAGAGGACCCCGAGCUGAUGGGAGUACAUUGGUGCCAGAUAGUGGUACUUUGGUAGAGUUGGAAUCGAAUUUGGGAACAAUGGUUAUAAAUAGCGAUUCGGAGGAUUCGACUAUGAAGAAACAUGAUACGAAUCCGGAGAUUCCUAAAUAUAGGCCACAGUUUUUGGAGCACUUUGAUCGGAAGAGUACAGAUGUUGGGGGAAAAGCAGUGGUUAAGAAGGCAGAUGUCGAGAUAGAAGCUCAACAUGAUCAACCUGCACAACAGCAACAACAGCAGGCAUGGCCACCGCAAGCUCAGCAACAACACCAGCAGCAACAACAACAACAAGCAAUGGAAAUGCAAUUGAAUCAAAUCUCAGCUAUUAAUCAAUUUGGAAUGCAACAACAUAUGUAUCAUGCAGCAGCAGCUGCUGCUGCUGCAGCCGCGGCUGCUGUAGCUCCUUCAGCACCUCCACAUCCUAUGCUAGAUGCUGUUCAUCAACAACAACGUCAGCAACAACAACAGCAAAAUAACAAUAACAAAAUGAAUCAUCAUCAUCAUCAUUAUAAUAAUUUUGUCGAUGGAGAAUUUGAAUUUUUAAAAUUUCUAACAUUUGACGAUUUAAAUCAAAGAUUAAAUAAUAUUGACUCAGAAAUGGAGAGAGAAAUAGAAGAGUUGAAUCGGAAAUAUAAUGCCAAAAGGCAACCGAUUGUCGAUGCCAUGAAUGCGAAACGGAAACGCCAACAGAAUAUAAAUAAUAAUUUGAUUAAGAUUUGAAAAAAAAAAGAUUUUUACAUAUUAUUAUUAUAUAAAAAACAAAAUUAUUAUUACAUAACUGUAUUAUGUCCGACUCUAGAGGGUUUUUUUUUUUUAAUAAUAAAUAAGAAUUUUAUAUAGAAAAAGAGUGGGAAUUUAUAUUAUAUAUCAAGAUUUUUUUUCUUUCUUUCUUUUGUAUGUAAUAAUAUUAAAAAAAAAAGAAGAUUGGUUAUGAUGAUAUACAAAAAAAAAAAAUAUUUGAUAACUGAGAAUUAACACUAAGAGGAGAGCGAUUAAGUAAAAUAAUAAAAAGAAAAAAAAAAACAGAUUGCACUUAUAUACACUAAAA